Drosophila nasuta is the source of this 926-nucleotide messenger RNA. RefSeq names its product importin-9-like. Gene Ontology annotation, cellular component: nuclear envelope; cytosol. Gene Ontology annotation, biological process: protein import into nucleus. The record is from RefSeq and is a predicted model, not a curated record. NCBI's taxonomy places the organism in Eukaryota, Metazoa, Arthropoda, Insecta, Diptera, Drosophilidae. The coding region runs from base 1 to 915 and encodes 304 amino acids. The transcript has 3 exons.
AUGGCUCUUGUGCCAGGCUGCAAGGCCACUGUAUUGGCCCUGUUAAUGGAAGCACUCACCAUAAUAAUGAAGUUUGUUGCUGAUUUUGCCUACGCGGCGCAACCAAAGAUCACGCCUCUUACCAUUGCUGCAUUCCUCAAGUAUGCCGAGGAUCCAUAUGUGCUGGAGAAUCCCUGCAGAGCGAAACAAGACAUUGCUUUGGAUGUGCUGAAUACGAUUGUUAGGAACUCCGAAGCGCCAUUGCCCAAUGCACUGAUUGAGACAGCAUUUCCUGCUGUGGUUAACUGCGUGAUGCAUACCGACGAUCACACAGUUAUGGUGGCUGGUGGCGAAUGCUUGCGUAGCUUUAUCAACGUUUCGCCAGAGCAAAUCUUCAGUUACAAGAAUGGGGAAGGCGUCAACUAUGUGAUGCAAGUGGCCACAGUUCUUUUGAAUCCCAUGAAUACCGAAAUGACUGCCGGUGGACAGAUUGUACGUCUUGGUAUUACCAUCAUUACCAAAAUGGGCAAUAUGCUGGGCCAAACGGUUGACAUGUUACUGAAGGCCGUCAUUAGCAAGAUGCAGAACCUCGAGUGCCUAAAAGUUAUUAUGAAUUUGGUGCUGAUAUUCGCUCAUCUCUUCUUAACCCAAAUGGACGCGGUGCUAAACUUUCUUUCCACUGUGCCUGGACCCAAUGGUGAGCCUGCUCUGCAGUUUGUGCUCACCAAUUGGUUGUCACGCCAAAACUCCUUCUUUGGUGCCUACGAACGCAAGCUCACCACGAUGGCACUUUGCAAACUGUUCGAGUAUGGCGUGGCUACCCAGGACAAUCGCUUGACCUCCAUCACCUACAAGGAGAUGGUGCAGGAGCCAAGUGGCAAUCGUGUGUGUACCCGCUCAGUUGCAUCCAACUAUCAGAAAUUUUGUCUAGGUUAGAAUUGCAAUUA